AUGGGGCAUGCUGCUCGUCAUAUAUGGCCGCCGCUGGGCGGCCAUGGGUCAUACCCGGAGUCUCAGAGGCAUGAUUUUGGCGAGACAGAGCCUCCGGGGCCUCAGUCUAGACCGCCUUCGACCCUUUCACGGCGAGGUGACAUAGCCCUGGAAGCUGCUGGCAAGAACAGCCACGGAUGCGGGCUCGGAUUCGCCGGUGAUGGCGCGGGCAGCGAUGCCCUUCUGCAAGACGGGUCAGCCGGCAUGCCAUGCAGGCCCGCCCAGCUCUGCCAAUGUUCGGUAGAAUGGCUCGCCAUGACUCUUUUGGGGAUCCAUUGGUGCUAG
Molecule: messenger RNA, 324 nt
Organism: Chaetomium globosum CBS 148.51
Lineage: Eukaryota; Fungi; Ascomycota; Sordariomycetes; Sordariales; Chaetomiaceae
Exons: 2
Coding region: 1-324 (107 amino acids)
Source: RefSeq, a predicted model, not a curated record